Astyanax mexicanus (Mexican tetra) is the source of this 3087-nucleotide messenger RNA. Its product is annotated as testis-specific serine/threonine-protein kinase 6. NCBI's taxonomy places the organism in Eukaryota, Metazoa, Chordata, Actinopteri, Characiformes, Acestrorhamphidae. Gene Ontology annotation, biological process: regulation of cytokinesis; protein phosphorylation; mitotic cell cycle. Gene Ontology annotation, cellular component: spindle pole; nucleus; centrosome. The transcript has 2 exons. The coding region runs from base 541 to 2136 and encodes 531 amino acids. The record is from RefSeq and is a predicted model, not a curated record. Gene Ontology annotation, molecular function: protein kinase activity; ATP binding.
AGUCCAGUGUUUACUGCAUUCAACAGUGUUUUCUGAACGCUCUUAUCUAGAUCUAUCUUUACCAGACCCGAGAGAGAGAGGGAUAGAGAGAGAGAGAGAGAGAUUCUACAUCUGAUUUUACUUGCAAAAUAUGGUAAGUACUAUUUUAUUGAUUAUUUAUUACAACAACAAAACUAUGCUAAAAGGUAAAAGAAGGUUGGAAACUAAGUGGAAAUGUUGAUGUGUUUGAGGUGUUGAAAAAAGUUUAGAAAGAGCUAGUAAACUGUAAAAGGAAAUUUACAAAAAAAUUAAUUAAACUUAAACUCUAAAUAAAUAAAUACUACAAACACUAGCUAGUGUAUACACCAGCUCAGAGUUCUGCUUGGACAUUUCCCCAUAGGAAUCCAUUCAAAAGUGUCCAUAUAUACAAUAUUACUCAAAUAAUUUAUGAUGCAUAAUAUAUUAUAAUUCCUGAAAUGUAAAUAUUUUUAGUUUGAACACACAUAUUACACUGUCUGAACACAUGGAUGGCAUGUAAUACAUUUUUUUAGUAUACUAAACAUGCCAUCUGUUCUGUUAGAAUUGAGAUCAACCCUUAAUCAAGCUAAAAUGAGCUGUAGAAUGUCACAGGGAAAAGGUUUCUCACAACCUCCUUUAUCUUCUAACUCUCUCUUCUCUUCUACUUUUUUCCAUCUACAGGAGACAAACAGCAUGGAAACCGACUCUGUCCUGAGGACUUUGGGCUUUCAAGUGCUCUGUGAACUUGGCCAUGGAACCUUUGCUCAUGUUAAACUUGCUAAAUCUAAAAGACACCGCAAAACUGUGGCCAUCAAAGUGCUAGACUUGAAAGAGAUACCAAGUUGUAUCGUUGCUAAACAUUUACCCAAUGAACUCGCUAUCCUCAGAAUAGUGAAGCACCGUCAUAUAAUCGAGGUGCUUAACCUGUAUGAGAUGCCUAACAGAGAGGUGUACGUUGUGAUGGAGGCUGCUUCAACAGAUCUCCUUGCCAAGACCAUAGAGUUUGGCAGAAUCCCUGUUAGGUCGGCCAGUAUAUGGUUCUGCCAGCUUCUCAGUGCUGUGGACUAUCUACACCAACAUGACAUAGCCCACCGAGACCUCAAACUCAACAAUGUGCUUCUGACUUCGGACGGUCGAGUCAAACUGACCGAUUUUAGCUUCGGAUGCUUUUCAAUAGGCUAUCCUGAUUUUAGGAGGACAGUGUGUGGAAACAAAUAUUAUAUUGCCCCUGAGAUGUAUAGUAAAAACUAUGAUCCAAAGAAAAGCGAUGUUUGGAGCCUGGGGGUGAUUUUCUAUGCCAUGGUCAACGGCUUCUUCCCCUUCAGGGGAUCCAAACUGGAUGGCUUGAAACAUGCCCAGCGCAUAAACUAUGAAUAUUCAGCCCAAGAGGAGAAAUCGUGUAGAGCCUUUAUCUCCUACAUGCUGCAGGGCGACCCUUCCACCCGACCUUGUGUGAAAGAGGUGCUGCAGCACCCUUUCCUGGUGUCAGCACGAGAAAGACAAACAGGGAGAUUUAUUGUGGUGCCAGUCCAUGAGGAUGAAAGUUUAAUUUGUAAAUAUAAAGGAGUUAAGGAAGCGGUUGAGAAAGAGGUUAAGGAGGAGGAGGAGAAAGAGAAGCAGGAGAAGGAUGAGGAGGAGAAGAAAAAGGAGCAGGAGAAGGAUGAGGAGGAGAAGAAAAAGGAGGAGGCGGAGAAAGUAAAGCAGGAGAAGGAGAAAGUAAAGCAGGAGAAGGAUGAGGAGGAGAAGAAAAAGGAGGAGGAGAAGAAAGAGAAGCAGGAGAAGGAUGAAGAGGAGAAAAAGAAGGAGGAGGAGAAAGAGAAGCAGGAGAAGGAUGAGGAGGAGAAGAAAAAGGAGGAGGAGAAAGAGAAGCAGGAGAAGGAUGAGGAGGAGAAGAAAAAGGAGGAGGAGGAGAAAGAGGAUAAGGAGAAGGAAGAGGAAAAGGAGAAAGAGGAGGAGAAGGAGAAAGAGGAAGAGAAGGAGAAAGAGGAUGACGAGGAGGAGAUGGUAUCUGGCUGCUGUCCAUUUUGUGCUGCAUUUAAAAAUAAAGCUAAAGCCUAUAUUGCAACAACAAUUAUUCGAGCAGCCAAGACAAUUGGAAGGAGGAUGAACAAGAUAUUUGGGAGGAUUGCUCCUGUCUAGCAGAACAAUUGGAAGGAGGAUGAAAAGAUAUUCGGGAGGACCGCUCCUAUCUAGCAGGACAAUGUUCAAGCAAAUAUUGCCUCUACAAAAUCACCUACUGGGUCUUGUUCUUCGCAAAGAAACGAGGAUCUGACACGCGAGUCAGAAGAUAUGGAGGCACAGCCCCAGGAGAGGCGGAAAAUCUGGAGACCAAGAUUCACUUUCUUUUUUCUGUAUCCGAUGUCGACCCAAGGAGGAUGGUUUCCUCUUUUAAGGCGUGGUUCCUCCCAAGGUUUCUUCCUCUGAGGGAGUUUUUCCUUGCCCCUGUCGCCACCGGCUCACUCAAAAGAGGCUCGGAUACAGAAAAAGCAUGCAAAGGGCAAAGGGCAGGAUGCGGCCGUUUUUAAUAAUUAAGAAUAGAAAUGGUGCCCUAUGACCAAAUUCUGAACAAAAACAGUGCGAGAGUGUUCUGAUCCUGGAUCAGCUUCUCCUAUAUAAAAUGUGGAAAUAAAUUAAUAAACAUAUUAAAAAAAAAAACAUUUACCAUGUAAUGUUUUCAUUUCAUAUAAAAAUGUCAGCCAAUGAUAAAAUCUAACAAAAAUAUAAUUUGCAAUAGUCACAUUUCAUUCCAAAAUACAAUUUUGUAUAUAUAUAUAUAUAUAUUGAUUGCAAACACAGGAAAGAGGAUGUGCCUGGAAGGUAUUAUUUCUUCCUGCCAAUAAGAAGUAAGUUGAACAGGAUAUAUAUAAGGAGCUUAACCAUUUUAGAUCUGAAUUAUUUCAAGCGAUUGGAAAAAAUGUAAGAAUAGGGCUGGGCGAUAUGAAAGAAAAUGAAUUGAAUUUUAAAAAGUCAUUAUACAUCCACACAGGUUCUAUAUAUAGUCAUUAUUGGACUCAUUUAAUUUAAUGUAUUCCGGACCCCAAUAUAAUGAACUCCCCUCUCCACCUGUCUGGCCCUUAAAACAAGUACAAG